UCGUUUUCUUGUUAAAUCCACUCUACCCAAGUGGCUGUGAGUUCUCAGAAUCGCCGGAAGGCAUCUUCCUAAGAGCUUUUCUCCACAUAGCUCGAUGACAGGCAAGAGAAAGAACCAGAGACUUCUUUCACAUAUAGGAAGACUUUAGAGGCGCGUGCGCCUAGUGUGUGUGUGUGUGUGAGAGAGAGAGAGAGAGAGAUGGCGGACCGCUUCUUCCCCAACGAAAUGCCCGACUUCGUCCCAGAAACACCAGCAGAGGAGCAAUCAACCUUCGAAAGAAGUGGAGAUUCGCUCACAAAGCUACUCUCUCUUCCUUUCAACACAGUCGCCGACGCACUAAAACGAGCAGCUAUUGAAGCAAAACAGACAGUUGUGAAGGAGACAUGGGGGCGAAGUGGGAGACGUAUACUAGACUAUACCGUUUAUACUGGGGCUCUUGGGACUGCUUACCUGCUCUUCAAAGCUUAUCAAAUUACUAACAAUAAGGACGAUCUUUACCUUUGUUCUGAGAUUAUUAAGGCCUGUGACACUGUAUCUCGCGAUUCCAGGCAGGUGACGUUCAUUUGUGGGCGGGGUGGUGUUUAUGCUCUUGGUGCUGUUGUGGCAAAGCACAGCGGUGAUGUAGGGCUCUGUGACCAAUAUUUGACCAAAUUUAAAGAGAUUAACCUUCCUAAAGAUCUUCCAAAUGAGUUGCUAUAUGGGAGAGCAGGGUUCUUGUGGGCAUGCUCAUUCUUAAAUAAGAAUAUUGGAAGAGAUGCAAUAUCUUCUAACCGCACAAGGCUUGUUGUCGAUGAAAUUAUCAGCUCUGGUAGAAGAUUGGCAAACAAGGGAAGAUGCCCGUUGAUGUAUGAAUGGCAUGGGAAGAAGUACUGGGGCGCUGCUCAUGGAUUAGCUGGGAUUAUGCAUGUUUUGAUGGAUAUGGAGCUGAAGCCAGAAGAGGUGGAGGAUGUUAAGGGUACACUGCACUUUAUGAUAAGAAACCGUUUCCCUAGUGGAAACUAUCCCUCAAGUCAUGGAAGUGAAUCAGACCGUCUUGUGCAUUGGUGCCAUGGUGCUUCUGGGGUUGCUCUUACUCUUGUCAAAGCAGCCGAGGUUUUUAGAGAUGAGGAGUUCCUUAAGGCAGCCAUAGAUGCAGGGGAGGUGGUGUGGAACCGGGGGUUGCUUAAACGAGUUGGACUUUGUCACGGCAUCAGCGGGAAUACCUAUGUGUUUCUUGCACUCUACCGACUAACAGGUAAAGUGGAGUUUUUAUACAGGGCCAAAGCUUUUGCUUGCUUUCUACAUGACAAAUCUCAAAGGCUUAUAUCGGAGGGGGUAAUGCACGGAGGUGAUCGCCCCUUUUCACUGUUUGAAGGCAUUGGAGGAAUGGCUUAUGUCUUUCUGGACAUGAGUGAACCAUCUGAGGCUAGGUUUCCUGGCUAUGAGCUGUAGUUGACAGGAUAUAUUAUACAUGUAUGCAUGCCACUUUGCGUAAGAAGACCCAAACGUUCUGUAAAUAUAUGAGAGAACCAAUGUUCAUGAAAA
This is a messenger RNA of Rhododendron vialii, 1524 nucleotides long. RefSeq names its product lanC-like protein GCR2. Lineage: Eukaryota; Viridiplantae; Streptophyta; Magnoliopsida; Ericales; Ericaceae. The coding region runs from base 199 to 1431 and encodes 410 amino acids. The record is from RefSeq and is a predicted model, not a curated record. The transcript is spliced from 6 exons. Gene Ontology annotation, biological process: peptide modification; carbohydrate metabolic process. Gene Ontology annotation, cellular component: plasma membrane.